AUGCCAAAGGAUCCUCGACCAAGUAUUGAAUGUAUACCAGGCCCAGACUUCCAUAACAUCUCAGCAGUGCCUCCACACCACGCCGCAUUGAUGCCAAAGGAGCCCCGACCAAGUAUUGAAUGUAUACCAGGCCCGGACUUCCAUAACACCUCAGCAGUGCCUCCACACCACGCCGCAUUGAUGCCAAAGGAGCCUCGACCAAGUAUUGAAUGUAUACCAGGCCCGGACUUCCAUAACAUCUCAGCAGUGCCUCCACACCACGCCGCAUUGAUGCCAAAGGAUCCUCGACCAAGUAUUGAAUGUAUACCAGGCCCGGACUUCCAUAACAUCUCAGCAGUGCCUCCACACCACACCGCAUUGAUGCCAAAGAAACCCCUACCAAGUAUUGAAUGUAUACCAGGCCCGGACUUCCAUAACACCUCAGCAGUGCCUCCACACCAUGCCACAAUGGUGCCAAAGGAUCCUCGACCAAGCCCGGACUUCCAUAACACCUCAGCAGUGCCUCCACACCACGCCGCAUUGAUGCCAAAGGAUCCUCGACCAAGUAUUGAAUGUAUACCAGGCACGGACUUCCAUAACACCUCAGCAGUGCCUCCACACCAUGCCACAAUGAUGCCAAAGGAUCCUCGACCAAGUAUUGAAUGUAUACCAGGCCCGGACUUCCAUAACACCUCAGCAGUGCCUCCACACCACGCCGCAUUGAUGCCAAAGGAUCCUCGACCAAGUAUUGAAUGUAUAUCAGGCCCGAACUUCCAUAACACCUCAGCUGUGCCUCCACACCAUGCCACAAUGAUGCCAAAGGAGCCCAGACCAAGUAUUGAAUGUAUACCAGGCCGGACUUCCAUAACACCUCAGCAGUGCCUCCACACCAUGCCGCAUUGA
Rana temporaria (common frog) is the source of this 882-nucleotide messenger RNA. Its product is annotated as extensin-like. Bases 1 to 882 code for a protein of 293 amino acids. Lineage: Eukaryota; Metazoa; Chordata; Amphibia; Anura; Ranidae. The record is from RefSeq and is a predicted model, not a curated record. The transcript has 2 exons.